This is a messenger RNA of Drosophila subpulchrella, 1590 nucleotides long. RefSeq lists its product as uncharacterized. The coding region runs from base 46 to 1590 and encodes 514 amino acids. The transcript has 3 exons. The record is from RefSeq and is a predicted model, not a curated record. Lineage: Eukaryota; Metazoa; Arthropoda; Insecta; Diptera; Drosophilidae.
UCUGAGGCUGUUAAGACAUCCUGAAAUAGUAAUUUUCUUCACACGAUGCCACUUCGGUCGAAAGUCGAAUUUUGCACUCCCACGAAGGGCCAGAAGAAGCGCAAAAGGAAUUCCGAGUGUUUUGACAGUGCCCUUGUGCCUGUAGAAGGACCAGAAAUUAAUGAACCCGUGCAAUCCGACACCUCCUCGGAACUUCUUUCAUCCUGUGCCCCGAUUUCAGAACCAUGGCCAGACACUUUUUGUCUUGAGGGUGUCGUAUUAAAUUUUGGUAUCCAGGGGAACACCGAACCCGUCCACAUGAAAUCCGACGCGGAGCUCAUGCCUCCACCAAAAUCAUGGAUUGUACCCAAGGCCCGACCUAAAAUGAAUACUGUGGAGCCGAACGAUGAAAUAAUCCCGAAAAAUGAAGACGACGAAUCCAAGGACGACGAAUCUGAAGACGGCGAAUCCGAAGACGGCGAAUCCGAAGACGACGAAUCCGAAGACGAAGAAUUUGAAGACGAAGAAUCUGAAGACGACGAUGAGUCCGUUGGUGCAAGGCAACUGAAAGAUCCUACGCCAGUUCGAAUGGGAUCCGUCCCUCCAAGGCCCCAGGAUGAGGCCGCGACUCAGGAGUGGCUGCAGGCUUGCAAUAAGACAGUUUCCGAGCAACUGUUACAUCUAGUAAUUAAGGAGAGUGCCAAGCCAUCUUCCGUAGACCCAGGAUCCGUUGACCAGAUGAACCAGAUGAAGCCCCGAAGUUCGGGAAAGUCUGGGAUUGUGGUGGGUGCCGCGGAGAACGCGUGGCAUUUUAGCUACCUACUUCGCAACGGGGACUUGGAGGAUAGCGUGGACCACUACACCUGGAAGUACGGGGAUCCCGGGGCCAAUCGACUAUUGGACACGUGGAACGAGAUAUACGGCUCCGAGACGGCAAAGGAGUUGGACAGAACGUUGGUGCUUGCGCCCUUGCCAGUUCGUCAGGAGCAGAGCCUCCAGAAGUCAGGGAUCCUAGGACGUCCCACUGAACGCCAAAGCGAGCCCGUGCGCUUGCGCCUGGAAAUGACGGUCUGCAGACUGUUUUGUACCCUGCAGAUGCACAGACAUGUGGAUCUUGAGACGGCCGUAAGGAGCCUCGACAACGCCGUCCACAGAAGCGACGUGGGUGUGAUAGAAGUCAGAUUCGAGGCCCCGCAGAUAGGCUGGAUUUGGGAUAAUGGCACAGUCAUGAUAAUAGACGGGCGAAAUAAGGACGAUUUAGUCGAAGCCCUACAGGAAAUAGUAGCCAAGACCAUGGGCAAGGAGAAUUUCCAGCUCGAUCCGAGUCACACGCUGCUACACCUGCGUCUCUACUCCGGCGCCUUCUUCCCCUGGAGCGUCGACUUGCAGGAGUUCAGUAAGGCCCACUCUCCUUCUUCGGAUCUAUGCCUUCAUGAUACGAACUUUGUCCACUACGUGAACAAGAAUAUGCCCGGAGUGGCAGCCAGACUCCAUGAGUCGGGGCUGUUCACCGGGUAUGCCAUGACCACGGAUGAAGUGGACGAAAUGGUGAGGCAAGUGUACCUUCUUUCGGCCAACUAUCAAAAGCCCGAAAUCGAAAACGUUAAAUAA